AGACUAUUGGCAUCGACAAAGAUGUGCCGUACUUGCUGAACAUGAACGAGGAUCCUGCUUUGUCAGGGAAGAUGAUGUACUUCCUCCCACUGAGGCAGCCCAUCACAAUUGGUGCCAAUACUGAGAACAAGAUUGUGCUACAGGGUCUGGGGAUGCCAGAACAUCUCUGCGAGAUUGAGAACCUCCCAGAGGGUGUGGUGGUCAGCACCUGCCAGCAGCCAGAAACUGGACAUCCCGGCUUGAGCAUGAAGGCUCGAGUGUGCGUGAACGGCUCUGCCAUGAAGGAGAACGAGCGAAGGAAGCUCAAGCACAAUGACAAGCUCUUCCUGGGCCGUGUGUCGGCAGUGAGGCUUAUCGUGCCUGAGGCAGCACGAUCGCUGGGGCAGGCCGGCUCUGCCUUGCCGGAUCGUGAGCAGGACGCAGAGCUUCUUCGUUCUGUGAUCCCCGAGGAUAGCCGGGCCUGGGCUGAUCUCCAACUGCGGCUGGAGGAUAUACGGUCCAGACUUGGUGAGGAAUCUGGGCAGGAGGUCUUUCAAACUUUGCUGGAAGCUUCCAAUCUGGUGGACGAGGCGAACGAGAUCACUGCGGCAGUGCGGGAAGAAGAGAAACUGAAAUUUGAGGUGGAGCUCGUUUGGGACAUUCAUCGAGCUGGUGCUGCCACCGACACUGUGGUGAUUCGCCUCAUGAAGGCAAAGGAAGAUGAACAUGACGAGGAGAAGUCACCAUCCUCCCAGACUAGCGAAGCUGAACACGUGGCAGUGACCUACUGGACCCUUUUGAAGUUCAAGGCGCGCUUGGACCAAAUGCGUGACUGCUUUGAUGAGAAGCAGAGACAUGGCAGGUGGAGUGGCAGUGGGGAUUGCCUCCGAGAUCCCUGGAUGGAGCCGUCCAUCGUAGAGCUGCGACAGCGGCUCAUUGCGCAUGUGGAUGCCGAAUCAAAGCGGAGGAACGCCAGCAAAGUUACCAUUCCGAGCGUCCCGCUCUCACCACGGGAGAAAGAAAAGAUGAUGAUGUCAAAGACGGUGAAGGCAUUGCAAGGAGCCUCUCCUGGGGUACGCUUCGGCUCAAAGGCCUCAAUCGUCUCCGCAGAGUCGCCGAAGACUCCCAAUCUCCAAGCCAGCCGAGAAUUGAACAAGGCGCGUCCCCAACAGACCUUGGGCCGCCGCUUUGCACCAAAAGGUAUUGAGGUGACCACGGCUGUGCCAAAGAAGGUGCCCAGGGUGCCAAGCACAUCAAGCACGGCCACCAUACCGACGGUGCAGGCUGAGGAGCGAAAGGUUGCACGACCUCCGCCAGAGAUGCAGAAUGGGGUCACGAAGGCGCCCAAGCUACUCCAGGAGAAAGGCGUCACCAUCUCCCACCAGGUCCAAUACCAGGUGAAUGGGGCUUUCAAGGAGGAACUCAGCGAGUCUUUGAAGGCACAGCUGAGGGAAAAGAACGAGAAGGAGGAGUUGUACCGCCUCAGGAUAGAGUACCUGCAGCAUCAGAUUGAUCUCUAUCAGACUGCUGGAGCAGUUGAGCGCUCUCCGAGGGUGUGUGCAAGAGCAAGAAGCUCCAGCCCCUCGCAUGAGCCUCGGACCUCGGAAGUCGAGGGCGUCGAGGGCUCGCAGCUCUCGGCAGCCGCGACGUCCUUCUUCGCUCCAAGGAAUGGGAACACUGCAGUGCGUUCCAUGUCCGCGCGGGAGGCUGGCGCGAGACCAUUCUGGGGAGCUACUCCAGGCUCUCAGGAGGUCAAGGAACCCUUCGCGCUUCGGGGCCUCAUCUCUCCUCGAGCUGUAGCCGAGCCCGUGGGACCACCUGUGGUGCAACUCCGUGAGCCUUGGACCCAUUCUCCUGAGAGAGAUGGUCGCGAUCCGCACCCGCAGCUGCGGCCCUUGGCCAGCGCGAUAUCUCCAGCGGUGGUCGGCCAUGCCCACAACGUGCAACCGAUCUACACGGUGGCCCCACCCGUGGUGGUCCUGAGACCCAAGGUCCAGAACUGGACAAGUAAGUUUUCUACUGCUCCAAGAGGAACCUCUUGCCGUGAGAACCUCACCGAUGCGAGCCGUGCUGCCUGAAUCGCGGGCAGAUUCGACAGGUCUCACCGUUCUCACCUAAGUGCAGAUCCAAAGGUACCUGAAAGUGAUCGGUCGCCGCUAGCCCGCGUUGCGCGUGAUGGGUGCGUGAAGCACUGCUGCAGCACAAAAGCAUUUUGCAUGUUGUGUUUUGGAUUGUCGAAAGAUGCCACCAUGCUCUGAGUAGCACAAAUUGCCAACGAUUUUGCCCUGGAUUGAUAAUUACAAAACUUCAAGGUAAAACUUUGCUGCUUGCGCGCUUUGCUUUUGCAGCUAGAGGCGUGUCUGCAAGAACCUUUCCAGCUGAGCCGAGCAAAUAUCCUCAGCAUCUGCACAAAUCCAUUUCAAGAGUCUCAAUCGCCUUCUCCUCCAGUCAUGUAGCUUUGAUUGGGUGGAGUGCGGGGAUUUUGAUUCAGUUGGCAGUUGCCAGCCCAUGCUGCAUGCAUGUUCCC
Durusdinium trenchii is the source of this 2506-nucleotide messenger RNA. The record is from the annotation of a GenBank genome assembly. NCBI's taxonomy places the organism in Eukaryota, Dinophyceae, Suessiales, Symbiodiniaceae.